This is a messenger RNA of Dictyostelium discoideum AX4, 1164 nucleotides long. RefSeq lists its product as hypothetical. The record is from RefSeq and is a predicted model, not a curated record. Lineage: Eukaryota; Evosea; Eumycetozoa; Dictyosteliales; Dictyosteliaceae. Gene Ontology annotation, biological process: GPI anchor biosynthetic process. The transcript is spliced from 2 exons. Gene Ontology annotation, cellular component: membrane. Bases 1 to 1164 code for a protein of 387 amino acids. Gene Ontology annotation, molecular function: hydrolase activity.
AUGGUUAACCUAUUAAAUAAAGCAUUUAUAAUAUUUGGAAUUGGUUUAGUUAUUUUAAAUUUAUAUAUUUAUAACUAUAUGUUUUUCUGUAGAUGGAAAUUUAAUCAAGAUGUUGAAACAACAAAUAUAAUAAUGUUAGGAGAUCCACAAAUGGAAGGUGAUUUUAGAAUAAGAAGAGAAGGAUUAAAAGGAAAAUAUAAUAUAUUUUUUAAUGAUAAUUAUUUUAAACAUAUUGUUAGUAAUAUUGAAUAUUAUUUAAAUCCAUCAAUAGUGGUUGUAUUAGGUGACUUAUUCUCAUCACAAUAUAUUAAUGAUGAAGAAUUCGCCAAGAGAACUGAUAGAUAUAGGGCUAUUUUCUCACCACUAAAGGACCACACAAAGUUAAUCAAUGUCACAGGUAAUCACGACGUUGGCUAUGCAAAUGAAGUGACAGAAGCACGUAUCAAUAGAUUCGAAUCAUCAUUUGGUAAAAUCAAUGAUAAAUUCUUUGUUGGCGGUCAUUUAAUUGGCGUUGUUAAUUCGAUUAAUUUAGAUUCAUCAUUUGAUGAGAAAUUACAAUCUGAUGCAUGGACUCAUUUAAAAGAAUUAAAACAUGAUGCAGAAUCAACUCAAUCACCAUUAAUCAUUGUAACUCAUAUACCGUUAUAUAAAGAUAUUGCUAGUAUAGAUAGAACAUUACCAAUUUAUCGUCAAUAUCCAUGGUUAUGUAGAGAAGAAUAUCAAGUUAAACAUACUCCAAACAAUCAUGUAAAAGAACAAACAAUGUUAACAAAAGAAACUACUGAUUAUAUCCUAAAUGAAAUUAAACCACUUUUCAUUUUUAAUGGUCAUGAUCAUGAUGGUUGUAUCUAUCAAUUCCCUUCAAAUCCAUCAGGUUUCAAUACAACUGAAUAUACAAUUAGGUCAAUGAUGGGUGGAUAUGGUGGUUAUUCUGCUUUAUUUGAAUUUAAAAAAAUAAAUAAUAAUAAUAAUAAUAAUAAUGAUAAAAAAGAAAUAUUUGAAUAUCAAUUCCAGUUAUGCCCAUUUUUAGAUACAAAAUAUAUAAAUAUAACGUUUGGUGUUAAUGCUGGUUGGGCAAUUUUAUUUUUACUUUUUAAUAUAAUUUAUUCUUUAUAUAAUAGAUAUUUAAUUAAAAAACAACAAGCUUUAAAAAAGAAAAAAUAA